This is a messenger RNA of Megalops cyprinoides (Indo-Pacific tarpon), 1547 nucleotides long. It is a transcript of the gene gtf2e2, whose product is annotated as general transcription factor IIE, polypeptide 2, beta. Bases 147 to 1028 code for a protein of 293 amino acids. Lineage: Eukaryota; Metazoa; Chordata; Actinopteri; Elopiformes; Megalopidae. The record is from RefSeq and is a predicted model, not a curated record. The transcript is spliced from 8 exons. Gene Ontology annotation, cellular component: transcription factor TFIIE complex. Gene Ontology annotation, biological process: transcription initiation at RNA polymerase II promoter.
UGGAGAGUGUGCGGUAGCAGCUAGCCGAUGUGAGAAGAAGUAUACUUUGAAAGAACGUUUUAUGAGAAUCAAACCAGUAAUAAAGGUAGAUACAAACUGUUGCUCUUCACGAGAGGCACCCACUACGGCCGGAGACAAGGUACAAAAUGGAUCCAGCCCUGCUCAGAGAGAGGGAGCUCUUUAAGAAGAGAGCCCUCUCCACACCAGCGGUUGAGAAACGGCCUGCCCCUUCAGACUCUUCCUCCUCUUCUUCCUCCAAGAAGAAGAAGCCCAAACCGGACCGGGACAGCUCUGCUGGGUCCAAGCACAGCACAGACUCCAGCAAUGGAUCAUUUAACUUGAAGGCACUGUCAGGAAGCUCGGGGUACAAGUUUGGAGUCCUGGCAAAAAUAGUAAACUACAUGAAGACUCGCCACCAGCGGGGAGACACCCACCACCUGACGCUGGAAGAGAUCCUGGACGAGACCAAGCUGCUGGACAUCGGGCUGAAGCAGAAGCAGUGGCUGAUGAGCGAGGCCCUGGCCAGCAACCCCAAGAUUGAGGUCCGUGACGGGAAGUACGCCUUUAAGCCCAAGUACCAUCUGAAGGACAAGAAGGCCCUGCUGAGGCUGCUGGACAAACACGACCAGUUGGGCCUGGGAGGCGUGCUGCUGGAUGACGUGGAGGAGGGCCUGCCCAAUGCACAGAAGGCCAUCAAGGCUUUGGGUGACCAGAUCAUAUUUGUGACCAGACCAGACAAGAAGAAGAUUCUUUUCUACAACGACAAGCACUGUCAGUUUGUGGUGGAUGAAGAGUUCCAGAAGCUGUGGCGGAGCAUUCCUGUGGACUCCAUGGAUGAGGAGAAGAUCGAAGACUACCUGAAGAGGCAGGGGAUCUCCUCAAUGCAGGAGACGGGACCAAAGAAACUGGCGCCCAUCCAGAAGAGGAAGAAACCAGGGGCUCAGAAGAAGAGGCGCUUCAAGACGCACAACGACCAUCUCGCUGGAGUGCUGGAGGACUACUCUGAUGGAGUCCCUGGCAAGAAGUGACCGCGCUCUCCCACCACCAGCCAGCAGGGGGAGCUGCCGGUCACCGUAAGGAAGAGCGCGGAAAGGGGCAGCCGCACCCCUCUGAGAGGCCCGCUCUGAACCCUGCUUGGGACAACUACUACUUUGCCAAAAAAGAUAAUAUAAAAGGGCACUGCUGUUUAUUAUACUGUAAUGCUUGGUUCAGAAACAUACAAAUGUGAAUCUGUGUAAAUAUCUUUUUUCUUUCAUGCUAGCAUAGAACAGACCUGGGGUAUGGUUGAUUAUGAUGUAAAUUGCGAGGCUAUUAGGAAGAAAACUCUUUGCUGUCAUCCGUACCACGUUUCUUGAGCUCCUUUUAUUACUGGAGCCCAAACCUAUGCUGGACAUUUUACCUGAACUUGGAUGGAUGUUUAAAAUAAAAAAAGCGUAAGAAAAUGGAAUUUUGUUUCAUUUAGAGAACAUAGUACUCCUGUACCAAGUCCAGGGGUCAUUUAAUCCAGGAAUAAUAAAAGAAAAAGAAAAGAAAAAAGAACAUUUUAA